UUUGCCUAGGUUAGUGACAGAGCUGGGCAGUCGGCAGGGUGGCUGCGCCCGUCUCCACCAGCCCGGAACGUCCAAAGCGGCGGGGUUCGGGAUGACAUCGUGCGGCCCUAGAUGCCUGUGGUUGCUCAAGAUGUCGGUCUUACUCUUGGCCCUGGGCAUGGUGGUGUUCGUACUCAAAAGUACGAACCUUUAUCCAGAGAUCAGUAACCUCAAACCCGAGCUCCCUCACCCUGCUCCGGCUGUCCAGAUGCCGAAGCUUCUACCCGAGGAACGUGUCAAGAGCCUCUUCACCUACAAUGGAAUCUGGCUGUUCCCGAAAAACCAGUGCCACUGUGAAGCCUCCAGACAGCAGGAACACUAUGUCUUUGAGGAUGCUUACAGCCAGAAGGACCUCCCUGCCGUGAAAAUGAGGAGACAGGCGGAGUUUGAACACUUUCAGAGGAGAGAAGGGCUUCCUCGCCCACCACCCCUGCUGGCUCAGCCCAACCUCCCCUUUGGGUACCCGGUCCACGGGGUGGAAGUGAUGCCCCUGCACACGGUUCCCAUCCCAGGUCUCCAGUUUGAAGGACCAGAUGCUCCCACCUAUGAGGUCACCCUGACAGCUUCUCUGGGGACACUGAACACCCUCGCUGACAUCCCAGACAGUGUGGUGCAGGGCAGAGGUCAGAAGCAGCUGACCAUUUCAACCAGUAACCGGAAGCUCUUGAAUUUCAUCCUCCAGCAUAUGACAUACACCAGCACGGAGUACCAGCACCACAGGGUGGAUGUGGUGAGUCUGGAGUCCCAGUCCUCAGUGGCCAAGUUUCCGGUGACCAUCCGCCAUCCUGUCAUACCAAAGUUAUAUGACCCUGGACCAGAGAGGAAGCUCAGAGACCUGGUGACUGUUGCCACCAAAACUUUCCUCCGUCCCCACAAGCUCAAGACCAUGAUCCAGAGCAUUCGCCAGUAUUACCCAGACUUGACCGUGAUCGUGGCUGAUGACAGCAAGGAGCCCCUGAAAAUUAAUGACAACCACGUGGAGUAUUACACCAUGCCCUUUGGAAAGGGUUGGUUUGCUGGUAGGAACCUGGCCAUAUCUCAGGUCACCACCAAAUACGUUCUCUGGGUGGACGAUGACUUUAUCUUCAACAACAAGACCAAGAUUGAGGUGCUGGUGGAUGUCCUGGAGAAAACCGAACUGGACGUGGUAGGCGGCAGCGUGCUUGGAAACGUGUUCCAGUUUAAGCUGUUGCUGGAGCGCGGUGAGAAUGGGGACUGUCUCCACCGGAGGUCAGGAUUCUUCCGGCCCCUGGACGGCUUCCCCAGCUGCGUGGUGACCAGUGGCGUCGUCAACUUCUUCCUGGCCCACACAGAGCGACUCCAAAGGGUCGGCUUCGACCCCCGCCUGCAGCGGGUGGCUCACUCAGAGUUCUUCAUUGAUGGGCUCGGGAGCCUGCUUGUGGGGUCAUGCUCAAACGUGAUUAUAGGUCACCAGUCCCGUUCUUCAGUGGUGGACCCAGAGCUGGCAACCCUGGAGAAGACCUACAGCACAUACCGGGCCAACACCAAAGGCCAGGUCCAGUUCAAGCUGGCUCUCCACUACUUCAAGAACCAUCUGCACUGCUCUACAUAAAGGUGUCUGGUCAUCAGAAAAGCACUAGGGUGACUGGUUGUGGGUAUCUAAAAGAGAGGAAUCGGUGGUUAGGCUAUCCAAAUUUAAACUCCAGAUAAGAUGAACAUUGCAAUACUCAGCUAGUGGGUCGGGGAGGUGGGUCUGGCUCAAUUACUGGAAAUACCAAUCAAAAGCUAAGGUCAUUAGAAACGGACCAAUCACUGAUCAGGGCAAUGGAGACUGGAUUAUUACCAAUUAUUGCCUGCUUUUGUAUGAUGCUUCGCCAUUUAUGAAGCAUCUGUAAAUGCAGUAUGUCACAUCAUCUCAUUUCAUGUCAUAGGAAAGUAUAUGAUGGGUUGGUAUCCUUGGUUAAAAAGAUGGCUGCUGAGUCCUUGUGGGUUAUUUGGUGGAAAUGGUAUCACAGAUCAUCUCCAACAUCACUGUCAUUCACGAAUUUUUAUUUAGUCCUACCUUGUGAGCUCAAAUAAUGUGAAUAUCCCAAGGUCCUUGCCUCGAGGAAGUGGCAGCCUGGUUCAGGUAGGUCCACUAGUAGAAUUGGGCGGCCCAGGUCAGAGGCUCGGAGGAGGGAAUAAGUCACAAGGGCCUGAGCAGCUGAGGAAGGCUCUGUGGAGUCAGCUCACCGGAGCCUGGCAGAUGGCUGGGCUGCAGGCAGUUGGAGGGAGGAGACCACUGAGGUGGUCCACUGUCUGUCAGAACAAAGGUUUCCCUGGCAUCAGACUCCCUAUCACAAAGACACAUUCCAGAGUGCCCAGGAUUGAACUUGGACAAUGUGCUGAGGUGCUACAAUAAACAGGGUAAGUGCAGUGGCAAAGCCACUAAGUUCCAGGGCCUUGAAACCAGUUGCUGACCACUCAAGAGCCAUGUCAUCUGCAGAGUGGCGCUCUCCGUUAUCUUGGGAGUUGGCAGAUUCCUCAGCUGCGGCACUAGCUCUGCCUUUUGGUUUCUACUCCUUCCUACUGAAGAUGGCCCAGGGUAGUUCUGGGUCUCUGAAAAUGUGUCUGUGACAUAUUAAGGAGACUUCGUGACAUAUGUUUAGGUGGUCAGAGAAUUUGGAAAAAUACUGCAUGCUGUAUCUUCCUCUUGGAAAGUCGCAAUUCACAUUAGUAUAUUAAAGGCUCUGAGAAGUCUUGCUGUAAAGAAAUUGGGUUAAUUCAGCAUUUUUCAGAUUUGGCUAGAGACUGACAAUCAUUUUCUAUUCUCCCAAACCAGAACUGAGCACAUGCCUCAUUCCAUUGUGUAUGUCAUAAAGAUUCUAUUGCAAAAGCUUUUACAUCUUUAACUGAUAUGCAAAAUCAUUUCAUGCAAUAGUUCAUGCAUUUUAUGUACAAUAACCACAGCUAUAUAGGAGGAUGAUGUUGGAUUGCUCCAUUCAGUAGAUGCAGGCAAAGAGCCCCUACCUGGGUCCUGUGCUUUAGAGAACUCUGCAUAUCACAGACAUAUGUAUAUACUUCAAAAAUAAACAAAUCACAGAA
Camelus dromedarius (Arabian camel) is the source of this 3084-nucleotide messenger RNA. RefSeq names its product beta-1,4-N-acetyl-galactosaminyltransferase 2 (SID blood group) (gene B4GALNT2). Gene Ontology annotation, molecular function: acetylgalactosaminyltransferase activity. Gene Ontology annotation, cellular component: Golgi membrane. The record is from RefSeq and is a predicted model, not a curated record. The transcript is spliced from 11 exons. Gene Ontology annotation, biological process: UDP-N-acetylgalactosamine metabolic process; UDP-N-acetylglucosamine metabolic process. The coding region runs from base 92 to 1612 and encodes 506 amino acids. NCBI's taxonomy places the organism in Eukaryota, Metazoa, Chordata, Mammalia, Artiodactyla, Camelidae.